Messenger RNA from Zalophus californianus (California sea lion), 3035 nucleotides. RefSeq names its product zinc finger protein 558-like. Gene Ontology annotation, molecular function: DNA-binding transcription repressor activity, RNA polymerase II-specific. Gene Ontology annotation, biological process: negative regulation of transcription by RNA polymerase II. The record is from RefSeq and is a predicted model, not a curated record. Lineage: Eukaryota; Metazoa; Chordata; Mammalia; Carnivora; Otariidae.
UCGGCCGGGCAGGUCCGAGCCGCAGCGGGGGAACCGAGAGCCCGGGAUCUCGGGUCCCACCCAGGAGGCGCUGGGCCUCGGGCAGUCCGCGGUCACGCCGGCAUCCCUCCGUCCCUCCCCGGGGGCCUCAGGCUGUUCCUGAGGCAAGAAGAGCAUCUCUCUAGUUCCGAGUUUGCGUGGAAACCAGCCUCAGGCUCCACCUGUUCUCAGGGAUCCGUGGAUUUCCGUGUGACCAGAGCCUGGCCUGCGUGCACUGUAGGGACGAGGGGAGGAGCAUCCGGGUUCUCUGUCUGAGUCACAGGAUGGCAGCCAUGGUUCUGUCCCCCACUUGCGCUCAGUCUUCCCUGUACUCAGUCUCUCCUCAAAAACGAUGCACAGAGGAGGAAGGGUUGGUUCAUGGCUUCCUGACAAGCUGGUUACUGGACUUGGUGACCUUCGAGGAUGUGGCUGUGGAGUUCACACGGGAGGAGUGGGCACUGCUGGACCCUUCUCAAAGAACACUGUACAGAGACAUGAUGCGGGAGAACUGCAGGAACCUGGCAUCGCUGGGAAAUCAAGUUGAUAAACCUGGUCUGGUGUCUGAAUUGGAACAAGAAGAUAAAGUGAUUACAGAGGAAAUCAGAAUUCUCCCAGGCAACUGUCCAGAUUUGGAGACUCUACUUAAAGCCAAAGGGUUAACUUCUAAGCAGCAUGUUUUUAGAAAAGAACAAUAUGAAGGUGUAAAAAUGGAAAGAAAUCAUCUUGGAGUGAAACUCAAUGAAUGUAAUCAGUGCUUUAAAAUCUUCAGCACAAAAUCUAACCUCACUCAGCACAAGAGAAUUCAUACUGGAGAAAAACCCUGUGACUAUAAUCAGUGUGGCAAAUCCUUUAGCAGUAGUUCUUACUUGACUGUUCAUAAGAGAAUACAUAAUGGGGAGAAACCCUAUGAAUGCACUGACUGUGGGAAAGCCUUCAGUAAUCCCUCUUUCCUUAGGCUGCAUGUGAGAAUUCACACUGGAGAAAAACCUUACAAAUGUAAUCAGUGUCUUCAUGUCUUCCGUACUAGAUGUAUCCUUAAAAGGCGCAAGAGAGUUCAUACUGGGGAGAAUCAUUAUGAAUGUAAUCAGUGUGGCAAGGCCUUCAGCACGAGGUCUUCCCUUACUGUGCACAACAGAAUUCAUACAGGGGAGAAACCUUAUGAGUGCCACGAUUGUGGGAAAGCCUUUAGGAAGAGCUCCCAUCUGACCCAGCACGCGAGAACUCAUACUGGGGAAAAACCCUAUGAGUGUGAUCAGUGCGGAAAAUCCUUCAGCAGUAGUUUUCUCACUGUGCACAAGAGAAUACAUAAUGGAGAGAAACCCUAUGAAUGUAGUGACUGUGGGAAAGCAUCUAAUAAUCUCUCAUCUGUUAAGAAACACGUGAGAACUCACACUGGAAAACCCUAUGAAUGUAAUCAUUGUGGGAAAUCUUUCAGCAGUAACUCUUACCUUUCUGUGCACAAGAGAAUUCGUAAUAGGUAGAUAGGAACGCAGCGACUAUGGGAAAGCAUUCAUUGGUUUCUCAUCCCUCCAACAUCUUGGGAACUCAUGCUGGAUGUAGAAAUUAUCUUUGCAUAACAAAUUAGCCCCAAAACUUAGUGCUUUAAAGCAACAAACAUUUAUUAUCUCACAAUUUAUGUAGGUCAGGGGUUCAGAAAUGGAUUAGCUAUGUAAUUCUGGUUCUAGUUCCCUCACGAGGUUGCAACCAAUAUGUCGACAGAACUGAAGUCUUUAGGACUGAAGGGGUCACUUUGAAGAUUGAUUAUUCACAUGCCUGACAAACAAGUGCCAGUUGUUGGCAUGGGACCUGUGGUUCCUUGCCAUGUAGGCCUCUCUGCAGUGAUGAGUGUCUUUAUAAUAUGGCAGCAAGUUCUCCCCAAAUAAUGUGAUCCAAAAGAGCCAAUGCAGAAGCCAUAAUGUCUUUUAUGACCUAGCCACAGAAGGAUAUAUUCUCUUCAUCUGUAUUGUGUUGGUCACCCACACUGGUUCUGACUCAGUGUGGGAGGGAACUACACAAGAUAUGGAUACAAGGAGACAGAAAACGCUGGGAACCAUCUUGGAGAUCAAUCAUGACUCAGUGAAGAAAAGCUAUCAGCAGAUCCUCCUUCCAAUCCAGUCAAUAUGGAAUAGCAUUCCAUAGCCCAAGUGUUAACUCACUGUGGACAGAAACCCUAUAAGUGCCGACUUUGUGGUAAAACUUUUACCUCAUACUCUCACAGAAGAAAAAAAUUACCAACUGGGGAGAAACAGGAGGCAUGCAUUGGCUAAAGGAAAGCCUUUCGUGGUAUCUCGUGAAUCACAUGAAAUUCACACGAAGGGAAAACCCUAUGAAGAUCAUCAAAAUGGAAAACUCUUCAGAAGACACUCAUCCUUUAAGACAUACAUAAGAAAUCACACUGUACAGGAACACUGUAUAUAAGGAAUAUGGAAGGAGACAAUUGGCACUCUCGACUCUACCUUACUCUCCCCUGCUCUGUGCCUUGAGAGGUUAAUGGACUAUAUCAGUGGGCUCAUAUACCUCAGGCUUCUGUUUGGGUUGGUCAGUGGGGAGCCCAGGUAGGAGAUCAGAGGGCUAGAGGAGAGUGAGUCCACCCCACAGCAUAUCCCUGCAGGAGAAUUGGGUUCUGGAUGCUACACUUGGCCACUUUUCAGUCCCUGUAUUGCAGCCCUCUCCCCUCUUCCUACCAUGCCCCAAAUUUUCAAUAAUCACUCCCUCCUCUGUCCUUCCUUGUUCUUCUUCCAGUCAUUGAAUAUGCACUAUCCCUUUUUUGUUUCCUUACACCCUGCCUGCAAUUGUUCUGGUAUAGUGAUACACCAAUGUACUGAGAAUAUAAUGAAAGGUCUUUACCAUUUUCUACAAGGCCCCGAACAAUUCAGAUCCACUGCAGAGCCGACCUCACCUUCCACCACUCCUGUUUACUUCCUACACUAUAGUUGCCUGGUCUUGCUGUAGCCCCAUCAUCCCAGCACAGUUCAAUAUCAGGGUCUCUGUAAUGCCUAGACUGAUAUUCCCAACAU